Zygosaccharomyces rouxii is the source of this 1812-nucleotide messenger RNA. It is a transcript of the gene UBX2, whose product is annotated as Ubx2p. Bases 1 to 1812 code for a protein of 603 amino acids. Gene Ontology annotation, cellular component: endoplasmic reticulum. The transcript has a single exon. NCBI's taxonomy places the organism in Eukaryota, Fungi, Ascomycota, Saccharomycetes, Saccharomycetales, Saccharomycetaceae. Gene Ontology annotation, molecular function: ubiquitin binding. The record is from RefSeq and is a predicted model, not a curated record.
AUGCCCAUGGUUUCUCAUAAUCAACAACAAUUCCACCUGUCUCACGAGGAAGAGGAAAAACUAAACCAUUUCCAAGCAAUUACUACGUUCCCAGAUGACGAUUUGCCCUCUGUGAUAAAGCUUUUAGAAAGAGAUGGCUGGGGAUUGGAAUUGGCUUUAAGUCAUUAUUUUGAUGGUAAUUGGAAAGAACUUAUAAGACCUGUAGAGGCACCACCUAUACCGGAUAGACCACCUACACCAACACCAGUAGGCUCACCAGCUUUACCACAAAAUUCGAUGUUCCGAGGCCCUUUUAUUGCAUCAGACAGCAAUCUAGUCCCUGCAUUACGUAGCGUUAGACCUUUACCUAUGGACUACAAGGAAAGAUAUAGAAGUAUAGGCCUUAAUAAGAAAAAUGUGGGCAUAUGGCAACUAGACCAACAGGAGAGUCCUUUCAUAAUAGUUCUCAUGUUUUUGCCCAAGCUACUAUGGAGAUUAGGUUUCAGUAUUGGAUCAUUGAUUUGGGGGAUCAUUACGUUCGGAUUCCGUUCACACGUUGAAGAAAGUCCUAAAGUGUUUAAUCUACCGGCUUCGCCAAAGGAGCAGCCCCUUCCCCUCAGUGAAACUCUGCCCCAGGUGAUUAGUGACGAAAAUGCUGUGAACAGAUUAUCUAAAUUAGUUUGCAAGGAUAUGACAUUCAACGAUGCAUUGAAACAGUGUGAAGACGAAUUUAAGUAUCUGUUAUUGAUCUUUGUUGGUGAUACAAACCCCGCUGAAGGAGACGUCACAGAUGUGAACUCACAAAGAUUAUUGAACAGAAUUUUGACCAACGAGACAGUUUUGCAUUUCCUUGAGGAACAUCAGGAUGAAAUUAUCAUUUAUGCAAGGCACGUCGCUGAACUAGAACCAUGGCUAGUGGCAAAGGAAUUGAAAGUCAAAUAUACGCCAGAAUGUCUGCUGGUGGGAAACGUGCUAAACAGCAGCGGGACUUUGAACGGUGUGACAAAGCUCUCGGUGUUAUCCAAAUUACGUGUAAGUUCUCCCAAGAAGUUUUACCAUUCUUUGAAGAUGGUUUACGAGAGGUUCAAUGCAGAAUUGAUUGUUAGUAGAACUGAAAAGGAUGAAUUGAGACUGGCUAGAGAAAUCAAGCAGUUACAAGAUAGUGCCUAUGAGGAAUCCCUCAAGAAAGAUCAAUUGAAGAAAGAACAACGUGAACUAGCACAAGAAGAAGAGAAGGCUAGGCGUGAUCGCGAAUUGGAAGUGGCCAACAACAAGAAAUUACAGUCUACAUUGAACCAACUAUCUUGGCUAAAAGCCUGUCAUGACCGUUUGACCACAGAGGAAGAAUCUGUAGCAAAGGGUGAGAAGCGUGCUACUUUACAAUUCAGGACUUCAAAUGGGGCUAGACUGGUUUUGAAGUUCCCUGGUGAAACUACUUUGCACGACUUGUACAUCAAAAUCGGUUGCCACCUGUAUUUGAACUACUAUCGAAAUGAUCUUCAAGGUUGGUCGGAGCAAAUUUUGACCAAAUUGCAGAGACUAAGUGAAGACGAGGAGUUUUUGUGUUUCAAAGGUGAUCAGACUGGAUACCACCCAGAUCAAGUUCCACAGUUGGUUGAGCAAGAAUUAUUCAAUCUAGGUGACGGGAGUCUACAACUGAAAAGUCCAAAGAUGGACUUCGAAUUAAUUUCGCCUUUCCCUAGAAAAAAAAUCGAGCAAAAUGCUCAAAUCCUUUUGAAGGACAUUCCUGAACUUUGGCCAAAUGGCAGUUUGUUAGUAGAAGAUAUUGUUGAUGAUGAUGCUGAUACAGAUGUCGAGGAGGAGGAGGAUUAG